AGUCUCUCCGUUGCCGGCAUCGCGAACGCGGCUCACGGGCAGUCUCUCGCUUAUUCAAUGUUUCUGUGCUCUGUGUAAUACAAAUAAAAAAAUUGUAAUAGAAGCAGUGAGGUAAUCUUAAUUAAGUCGCUCAACUACAAAUCCGUGAAUUAACAAAUUUUUCACCGUCACCACUUGAAAAACGGCCAAACUGUGUGGAUUUUUGUGAGGUUCCCGGUGAAUGUGGGGAGGAAGUUGUACCAUGUGUCUGUUGUGUGCAUGUUAAAGUGGAGGAUUGCUCAACGGCAAAAUCAACGGACUGAAAAUUGAAAUUAACUUUUUUUUUCUUACUUCUUCUUCCCAAGUGGAAAGGUGAAUUGGUAGUGCACACAUUGUCUCUUUUUUUCGGGAAAGGUGAAAAAAAAACAGAAGUAAAAACCUGAAGAGAAUUUUUCAAGUGAGGGGUGUGUUGUGUUUUCCUGGCCACCAUCAUUUGCUCUCGCUGCAAAUAUAGCGUAGAGGAGUGACUCUGACCGAGUGCAAGUGCAGUUGGUGAUUCUGUGGCGGUGUAACAAUAAAAUGCACCAAAAUGCCCUUCGUGCAGCGUGUUGUGAGCCCAGUGUAUGUUGCCCGUUCCAAGGGGGCGAAGUCAACCCCAAAGGUGGGUGGUGGUGCAAAUCCCGAGGCGGGAUGCAGCAGUGUGCAGUGUGGCGAUGCAGGCGAUCAAAUUGCCGCAACGCAGAAAGUGGUACCUGUGAGUGAUCACGAGCUCGAAGCCGUGACCAACGUGACACUGAGCAAUGCUCUGAAGCAGCUUGCAUCGCUCGUUCUCAUUGCCAAUGAUAUCUUCACGGAGCUCAAUGCUCAACUGCAGAGUGUCAGCGAUAGAUCGCGUGGAAUUAAAUCCCGAAUCGAUGCCCUGGAGCAGCGUGUGGAGGCGUUUGACCCCAAGACGGUGCCAGUCCCUGAGGGUGAUUUGGCCACAUUCGUGCACAUCAAGAAUCACUUCAGGGCCGCUCAAACCUUUGCCACGGCCCUCUUCACGCCCGCCACGAGAUCAGCGGCUGUGAGGAAUUUAUACGAGGCUGCUGCCAAGACGCCUGUUUCUGUGAUGCGCGAAAUGGACACACUACUGGGGCAGGAUGAGCGACGAGCCUCCCUGGCGGAGAUCUUUAUGUGUACCCCCGUCCUUGGGCAGACAAGGCGGCGUAUGAGGCGCAAUAUUGAUGUGGAGAUUGAAACGAGAAUGCCGGCUGCUCUCGAUGACCUGAGGAAGUGGACCUCGCUGGAGGCCAUUGGAGACAUCACAGUGACACCAGACUGCGUGGCACGCGUCGGAUUUGCCGGGCAGCUGAAUGCAACGGACGCUUCAGGCGGUCAUCCAGCAGUGGUGGUGACGCCCUGCACGCCACCGUCGGGUGAUGAGGAUGAACCAGACGACAUCACAGUGAUCAGUAGUCAGCGAAUUCACGAUUCCCUCCCUGCCACGCCAGACGACAUGCCGCUGGACCACAGAUUGCCAUCGCCGGAGGAACAGUGCAAGAUUCUAGCCCUCAAAUUCCCAGCGGAAGUUGUGUCAGUGGAUAUUUCGGGGAAACGUUUCGACCGAAUGUGCCACACACGGAAGUCCCUGCUGCACACCCAAAUCGCCGGUUCGGCAUCUGAGAGCGGCGUCAGCUCUCCGCCGUCGGACAGCAUUGACAACCAGACUGUAAAGCGACGCUCUAGGCCGAAAAAACCACGCGGGAAGCGACGAAAUACGCUCGCGGGUACCGAUCAGAAGGAGAUUCAGGAAGCUGCCAAUGGGGAACCUGAAACGGUGACGGCACCCGAUGACGUCGAGGAUCUCCUGAUGAUUGUGCCACGUUCCAAGUCCAGCGAUAUCUUCAAGAGGGACCCCUUCGACUCGGGCCGGACCCUUUCGACACACUUCAACUCCCUGAAGCAAUGGGGUAUGAAUCGCUUAAGGAUGUACCGCAAUAGCAGCGAAGACAGGAAGGAAGUUUCGAGCGGUGCCAAAUCUUCCGACAUUGAUGAUUUUAAUGUUCACGAAAGUAUUGGCAUCCGCAACCGCCGCAAGUUGGGCGAGAAGGAGCGGAAGCUUUUGCACGAGCGAAAGCCUUCGUACUCCUCGUCGGAGAAGAGUAUCUCCAUCGCAUCGCCAGCAAGUAUAAAUCCUGUCAAGUUGCGUGAGUCGUCAUCAAUUCGACGACAACGGCGGAUAGGGCAUGCAACGCGUGAGGAGCCUAACUCUUCUAGUGGCAACUGGAGUGCAAGCUCUGAGUCUGGGAGGACGUCAAUAGGGAGUGAGAUUACGGCUCAACCCAAGUCUAGUGCUUCAAGCAACAGUCUCAAUCACAAUCAUCAUCCAGGUAGUGGACCACCUAGUUCAAUCAUCAGCCGAAGGAGAUUCCUCAACACGAGUGCAUCAAGUAGUGUUACGAGCGAGGGAACAGCUACACCUGAUCUACAAGGACAUGAAAUGUUCUACGAUGACGGAGAGACAAGUUCAGCAUACUCCUGUGACACAGAGGGGUACUACACAUCCUUCCACGUGGAUUCAGGACUGAAAACUCUCAAAGAAGAAGAACCAGUAACACCCCUACACACGUCUUCGGCUCUCUCGUCUACAAACUCCUUUUCCAGUUCGGGCAAUCAAACAGUCUUGUCGGCUGAAAAUGAAUACGAACUCUUCGGCAAAGGUUCAACGUCUACAACAACGAGUUCAGCAGGAACAGUCUGUACAACCCUCAAGGCAGCAGGAAGCGAUCGUAGCCUUAUUGUUGGGCCAACUGUUCCAGAAAGAAAGAGUUCACUGACAAAACUCAAUCGUAGCAGUAGUACGAAUAGCGGUGGAACGCUGGAAAGAAGCUACUCCAGUAGUACUGUGGGAAGUACACUUGAACGAACGGGAACAAUUAAGAGAAACGGUGUACUGCUACAGAAGGAAGUAGCCGCUGUUAUUCAUCAACAUCAGCAGGAUCAGCAGAAGGAAGCACGAACGGAUUCUCCAGAUAGUGGCAACAACACAAGCUCUUCCCCCGUUGAAUCAAAUGCAAACUCCAGUCCAACUCAGGGUGUACGAAGCUACUCGGAGUUUGAGUACUCCGAAUCAUCAGACUUGGAGGGAGUUGAUCGCAUUGAGAGGAUCAGGAGUAAGACGACAAUUAAUUCCAGUAGAAUUCCAUCCAUGUGCGUUAUAACGCCAACAAACAGUGAUGAUGAGUAUCAGGCUGUUAUUGCAAAGAAAACUGGAGCUUUAGCUGGAUCUGCAGCCCAGAGGCAGAAGCUGGAGAUUCCACUUCAGGAGACAGAUCUGGAUUCAUUGCAAUUCAAUAAAGCCAGUGAGAAGGCAGAUAGUGAGAAAUUGCAAAUUAUCACUGUGAAUCAAUCCACGGGCUAUGCCACCGUCCAGACAAUUGAUACGCCCAAAUCGGCACCACCCAUUGGUCCAACUAAACCUUCAGAGCUCAAGAAGGAGGUGCAGUAUGUGAAGAAGACAACGCUGCUGCCGCUAAAUUCAAUGCUGGGACGUCUUAAGGGAGUCUUGCCGACAUUGUCGAAAAUGAAAAGUCCCCAAAAAGACACGCCUGAGGCGGAUGGUGAUGCAGCCAAGGAACCCGAUACGUCUGGGGAAUACGUGACCAUUGCGGAUGUGAAGAAUAACAACAAAACACCCGGGGGUGGUGUCUAUUACACCAACGACGUGGUCAAGAGGAAUUUAGCAACUGUUCUAUCGGGGAAUCUUGCCGAGGAGACGGAAUAUGUGUCUCUGAAUGAACUCCCAGCCAACAUGCGAUGCGAGAGCAAUCUGUCGUCACCCAGCAUCACGAGUAGCACGUCCGCCGAGAAGAAAAUCGAUACGGAGACGGAGAACGACAAUCGUAGGGGUGCGCGCGUCAUGCUGGAUGCGCAAGGGAAGGUUGUAUACAGUUCAGACAGUUUGAAACGACGAAAGGGUGCACACACAACUUUCGCCCCCGGACCGUGUGUUAAGGACACCCAGCAGGGGAGUCAGGUGAGCCCCAGUGGGGCACAAGUCGUCACACCCGGUGGGUUGACGCACCGAAAACCCACCAUUGUACGCCCUGUGCCAGCACUCAAUCCCGCCCGAAGGUACGCGAGUGAAAAUCAGGCCACAGCGGCCAAUGAACCCCUGAACGAGGACGCGCCCCCAUCGGACGAGGAAGUGAAGACACCCCCACCAGCUCCAAUGCUACCCUUUGGACCACUCACGGGGGCUUAUGUGAAUCUUCAGUGCGAAGAGGAUACAUACCUACCACCCCCACCGCCACAUCUUGCAGCCCCCAUGGUUUCUGCCAAUACAGGCUAUCUACCUUCGUACCCUGACGACACUCGGACCCACCUUGCCACCCUCCCACGCGCACCGGCCAUGUGUGCGCCACCAGCCGUCUACGAGAGCGUUGGAUCAACGUACUGGACGCUGCAGGCACGAAAGCCACCCGUCGAGGCACUUUACUCGACACCCAACAAGCCCAAGAGGACCCCACUGAAGACAACACCAUUGGGCUUUGAGACCUUCUUCUCGCCCGUGAAGGAGUCCUCGGUGCGUGAGGAGAGCCCCACAGAGUCUCCGAUUGAUCCACGCAGUGGUGGCAGUAUGCGAACAUCGACACCAUCGCGUGACACCCCACGGUCACCAACGGUGAAACCCAGCCUGGCUGAUGAGCUGCGAACAAAGCUACGAAUCCAGGAGGGAGUGCGAUCGAACGGGAAUAGCCCAUCGAGCUCAGGGCGAUCAACACCACGGGGAAUUUUGGAGCCACAGCAACCGCGGGGACGUCACAGCUGGGCCGCGGAUUCCGUUGAAAUCCCCCAGACGUGCUCAGAUCGCAUGGGAGCCCCCAAAACGAGUCUCAUGGACUUUAAGCGACUUCUCCUGGCCAAAGCGGGAAAGAAUACGGCCGUAUCGAAGCCAUCAGCUGUGGAGCAGCUGCUGAAGAAGCCACCACCAAAGGUGGAUGUUGCGAGUCCCGUGAAACCCUCCCCACUGAAUACGAGUCUCAAAAUCCAGGAUCUCAGUGGAUCACCGAAAACCUUUGCGAGUCGUCGAAUGAUACGUCAGGGGAACUUCGGGGGGUCACCGGCUAAGGGAGGGCUAGGCGGUGGGAAGCACAUGUCCCCACGAUCGGUCAAUUGGCGCCUCAACAGUGCCACAAAGCACGAUGUGAUGUCCACAUCAAUCCCAGAGGCCAACAGCGAGGAGGACAACUCAUCCAGCCCCGGAAGCUCAACACGACGUAGCUCAAUGGCGUCCACGGAUGAGGCGCCGCCGGUGGAUAUCAAAGCGGAAACGAAGAAUGUUGUGGAGGAGAUUGUAAAGAUGAAGGACAACAUCUUCCUCAAGGCGGAAGAGAAUAAUUUCAUGAAGCACGAAAUGGUGCAGAAGACACCCACCUAUGCAUCCAAUCGCAGCCAAAUGCUCCAAGCUCAGCGAACGCAAUUCCUCAUGGGGCUCAAUCCCGCUGCAGCACCCCCCAAAGGUGCUGCCCGACAAUCCCCGGAGCCAGUGGCAGCCAAACCACCGCCAUCACUCGAAACAGCCCUCUGAUUGAACUCCCCACCCGCAACAUUUCCGCAAUAAUUCGUAGACUGUUUUAGAAUAAACCUAACUACCUAUUUUAUUCGUUAAGGGCUCCACGUGAGAGCCCCCCACACGAAUCCCUAUCAAACUCUACUUUGUUGCUACUUUCCCAAUUAUAGGAUAGUUUUUAUUCUUAGAAGAGAAAGCAUUUUAAUAUAUUAUUAAAAAAAUGAUCAAUCCUAUGUAGAUUUAAUGACGUAACUUAUUUAUAAAGUAAAACAAAAUUAAGGUAAAAAAAAGGAAUUUAUUGACCAUCACAUUCGGAUCAACAUGAAAACUGCCACAACAUACACACAACUGCCUUAUUUUUCGAAUGUCCUGAAUUUUACACAAGAUAUUAGAUUCAACAGGCAAAUCAUGAGCAGAAAAUUGUAUUUAACAGAAAAAAUAGACCAAGAAAUUUAAAUUCUUUGCUUAAGGAAUUUGUGGAGAGGGAAUGAAAAGCUUUUCAGGCGAUAGACUUUGUAAGAAUGUGAGAAAAAAGGUUCAUAAUCGAUUGUAAGAAGAAUGCUGCAUUUAUUUGAUUUUUAAGGUUAGAAAAGAGACCGUUAGGACGCCAUUUUUGACGCCAGAUGAUUUUAAAAAUAAUUUGCUAGAGUAUUUAAGAGAAAUUUUAAAAGGAAGCAUUUAAAACAAGCAUUUUAAGAUAAAAUAAAUACUAAAAAAAAAGAUCUGAGAAGCUGGAGAAGCUGGAGAAGCUAGUUACUUCACCACGAGGCAACUAAGAAUGAUGCAAAGGAGUUGAUAGAAACAGGGGAUAUGUUUAACAUUUGGAGGAUUGAGUUUCUAACCUCAAAACUUUGACCUUGAUUUUCUCUCAAAAGAAAAUGUUUUUCCAAGUUUUCUUUCGGCGAACUUGAAGUAAUUGAACUGCCCUACAUAAAGAUGUAGAAUUUGUCACGAAAUAUUAAGUAGAUUUUAAUUCUGUGGCGCUUGAAAAAAGUCGAAAGCCUCCAAGGGUUAAAGAUCUAAAUAUGGCUGAGUUUAUCCAUCUUUCUAUUUGAGUCGAUUGAUCUUGUAAAGCUUCCUAAAAUUAACCAAAUUCUCCACCAUUUUGUUUUUUAUAGCUAAUUGUUUCAAAGAUGCGUCCUUUGGUAUCAUAACAAUCAAAAUGGCGGCUUAGAAAAUGUCGAAUACAUAGAAAAGAAGAUGGCGUCACUUCCAAAGUCAAAAAAUCUAAUUUUUAUUCACAAAGAUAAUUUAAAAUAAUAAUAAAAAAUGUAUAUUUAGCAUAAAAAAGAAAUGAUACAUGAAAAUAUUCAAAAAAAUUUUGCUUCUUGAUAAAUUCUUUUAAAUUGCAUUUCAAUGAUUUCAAGACUGUUAUAAAUCUUCAUUUUAUGCAUCUUUAAUGCUUCUAAUUCAUGAUAUUCAAGAUAUCCUUAAUUCAUUUUAAUAUUCUUUGUUAAGAAAAAAGGGAAGAUUAGAAGGGAUUUACUCACUACUUCAACUUUCAACUGCAAUCUCUGGUUGACUGUCCUCCUCAGCAGGACUCUCCACAGCUAAAAUCUCGUUGUCUUCAUCAUCUGUUGAGUCUUGAUCGCUUUCCUCCGUUGAUCCCAGCCCAGGAUCGCUAUUUUCAGACUCAGAAUCGCUGUUCUCAGACUCAUGAUCACUGCUCUCAAGUUCCUGAUUGCUGCCCUGAUCUGCGGCUGCUCCAGCUCCUUCCUCAACUACAUCUUCCUCAGCCAAACUUUCAUAGAACUUUUCCUCUCCUGAUGCCUCAGUCCCACCUGAUGCUUCGUCUUUGGCUUCAGAAGAUUUCUUCUCGGGAACUUCUGCUUUAAGUUUGACAUUUCCACUCACAGAAGUCUUGGAAGCUUCAUUCUUCCACAAAUUAUUCCACGACAGCCCAUAAUGAGUUAGCCGCUUAAUCAUAACGCUGCGAUGCUCACUUUCCUUCAACUUCUUCAAAUAGUUCGGAUCUGGUCUCACCAAUCGCCCACGGAUGCAGUACUUGGUGUAGAGCUCAAACAGUGCCAGAUCAGCUUCCUUUCCUACCCUCUGGAAGCAUUUUACUCUGUACUCCAUGAUCUUCUCAGCAUUGUCGCGAUUUGACAUAUGAGCCGUAGAUGCAACAGUGAAAGCUGCAGCAGCAGGCAAUUCACUGAAUUCCAGAUUCUCUCCACCUCCAUACGCACUCUCAUUGAUGCACUUCAGCAGAUGAGCUAUGUCGUAGGUUACGCCAAACUUCUCCUUGAGCUCCUUGUGGAGAUCAGUCACAGAACCGCUGAAAACAUUCCCGGCCAAUGGGAAGAGCAGGUACUUCUCCUUGGCAGCCAUCAAUUCAAUGACUUUCUCCAUUUUCUUCAACGCCAGGAGACUGGCUUGUCUGAUUGUAAGAUGAAUCUUCCCAUUGAUGGCUCUUGGAUUCCCCGUUACAGGUGGAGCAUCGCGAUUCUUGAGGAAGUGCACGUACACACGAUUUGUCACCUCUUUCCCAGCCUUGUCCAUGUGGGUGAGCUCCAUAAUCCUCCUCGUUUCAGUAUUACUCACAAGAUUUGAUGCUGGACCCACUUCAUAGAGGAUCUCCAUGGCAAAGGUACGGGAUACUUGAAAAUCAUCGGGAUCAGUGAGCUCGUCCGCGUAAUCCGGACAUAUUUUCGUGAACUCCCUCUCGAGUACUUUCAUGUCAUACGCAGCGAUCUUCGUGGCUGUUGCAAGUUCUUCGGCAGACAAACCAUCCCUCAUCAUUUUCAUAACCUUUUUCUUACCCUCCCGGAAAUUGUAAAAAAUCCAUCCUGGUGGCUUCUCCAUCGCUCCAAGAAGCUUCCAACUUUCCUUUUAGAGAAGUUUAAGGCUUGAUUGUACGGCAAACACGAUCAGGAACUCACAAAAUCCUACAACACAAAAGGAAUGUUGUGAUCUUGAGUCUAUAAAAUUCCUCAAGAAGUUUCUAACCUUACUUUUAUGGCGUUGUUUUUUUUUUUCAAAAUUUCCGUUAAAGAGGUUAAAACUCUCCUUGAUCUGCCGUUUUCUGAUCUUUCAAGAGCUCUUUUAAUGAGUUUUAUUCACAAAUUCUUUGCAAUAUAACGUAAUUCUUUCACAAAAUUAUGGAAACAAAGGAUAUUAAGACAGAAAAAAAUCAUUCCGUUGAUCACACCCAGACUAACAAUAAAGUUCGUCAAAAUGGCGUAGUGGCAUCAAUUUUAACUCUUCGGAAGCUAAGCACAGGUCUGUCAGGUCUCUUAGGUCUAUCGCCUGAAAAUUUCAAAUCAUUCCCAAAAUAAAGAAAAGAGAGCAUUUUAUCUAUAAAAGAAAAAUAUCACAUUUUUAUCCAUGUUUUAUGAGAGUCUAUAGCUAAAGGAAAAAAAUCGUCAAAUUUACUGUAGAGAAGCUUUUGUAAUUUGUUUAUUUAUUAACAUUGUUGUAUCGUCUUAAUUGCGUAAGAUAGGAUGCAAAAAAUAUUAUGUAAUUGUAUCUUGAAGAAAUAUACACUAUCAACGAACAA
Lutzomyia longipalpis is the source of this 9032-nucleotide messenger RNA. It is a transcript of the gene gukh, whose product is annotated as mucin-2. Gene Ontology annotation, cellular component: cytoskeleton. Gene Ontology annotation, molecular function: protein kinase A regulatory subunit binding. The transcript has 7 exons. The record is from RefSeq and is a predicted model, not a curated record. The coding region runs from base 569 to 5551 and encodes 1660 amino acids. NCBI's taxonomy places the organism in Eukaryota, Metazoa, Arthropoda, Insecta, Diptera, Psychodidae. Gene Ontology annotation, biological process: actin cytoskeleton organization.